CCGGCGAGGCGGCGGGUCCCGGUCCCGGGGCGGAGCCGCCAAACUCCUCUCAGGGCUGCCCCUCCGCCGCCGCGGCCAUGGAGAGCUUCGUGGACUUCACCAACCGCAGCCAGGGCCGGGACCAGCUCUUCCGAGCCACUCAGUACACAUGCAUGUUGCUUAGCUAUUUGUUAGAGCAUAAGGCUGAUAAAGAGAAGCUGGUAAUGAAACUCAAGCAGUUGGAAUCUAGCAUGAGCUCUGGCCGUAAAAUGUUCAGACUGGGCAACACGGUACACGCCUUGGUAGCAGCCAGGAGAACUACACAGUUGCCAGAUGUGGUUCCUCGCUUCUGCCUUACUACUUCCAACCUGACGCGUGCCCUGUACUUUGUCUGCGAUGCAGUCUUGUGGUUGAGGAGUGUUGGUCUCCAACCUGACAUCAAUAAGCAGAAGUGGCGGAAUUGGGCUACCAAGUGUUACUACUUUUCACUGCUGAUGAAUCUAGGCAGAGACUGGUAUGAGAUAUCCUGGCGGUUGGAGCAAGCAGUACGGAAAAAAAACACAAAAGAAAAUUCCUCCUGGGACAAAGAAGAUCAGGAACUAAACUGCUUGAAAUGUGAUAGCUUGCCAUCUUUUCUCCCCCUGCUGUUUCAGAUAUUGAAAAGACAUCCUCCUUUGCUGCUGGACACGGUGAAGAAUCUUUGCGAUCUCUCUAGUCCUUUGGAUGCACUAGGAAUCUACAAGACCAAUGCGGGAGUGAUUGGUUUCUGUGGCCUCAUCUCCUCUCUGGUGGGGAUCCUCACAUUAGCAAGCCCACAUCUGAAACUGAAACAGUGACACAAAAGGAGCCACGUAGUGUGCAAUGAGCCAAUAGCUUUGAUUCUCUGUCAGGUUUUAUUCCCAUAUGGCACUUUAAAAAUGAAGAUGUCUCACAGUAACCUCAAGAUGAGGUUUGCCCUCUGAAUAAGUGAAUUCUACCCUUUGUCCUUCCCUGGGUCUGUGGAUGAGUUGGGUGCUAUGACACACUCCCUGAUGGAGUGUAUAUGGGAGAAGACAGAAUAAUAUUUCACAGGCAGAAACAGGCUUUGGUAUGUGGCUGCUAGAAGAACAUAGCUGCUAGAUAAGGAAAUACUAAUGUUCCCAUAUUUUAAUGUAGGUUUGUGAAAUAACAGCAUAGACAACUGUGAUAGGUAUAUGAGUCAUAACUAAUCAUAUUCACACUGGAAAGGCAGAAUUCACCAAUCAAAGGUUCCUACAGUCAAAUUUUUUAGUGUACUCAGGCAAGUUAGGAACUGUGAUUAAAAUGGCUUGAAGAAAGAUGUGAGCACUCUGGUUUGGAUUGAUGGAUCCUGUGAUCUGCAGGCAGUGGUUUGAAUCCAGUGUGAUGGUAACUGAAAGUGAUAUUGUCUAACCUUUCAGUGGUCUCUGUGUAGCAUGCAUUGGUCGUACUGGAUGCAUAGUCUAGUGAGUGCCAAUUUAUGUCUCAGGAAACCAGCACCUUCUUUUCCUUUGACAACGUGAGCCAAGGAUUGUUGGCCACAGACUCUGAAUUCUCCAGCGGACCAUGGGUGAGGGUUUUGGUGAAGGACAGUGUGUGGGAGAAGCUUGUCUCAGUGCUGAUAAUACUGUGUUUUGCAGGGAACUGGGUUUCCAAAGUUGUGAAUCUGGAACCGCUUGCUAGCACUGAAUUUCCCAUUAUACAUGGGAAUUUCCCAUUAUACAUACACAUCUUAGCUCCCAAGCCCCUGUGAUUCCAAGUGCAACUAUUUUCCAUUAAUCAGUGUGAUAAGUAGCCUGUUUUUUUGUUUUAAUUUUACUUGAAAAAUUCCAGUAUAAUAAGGAGCUUUGGAACCCGCAGUUAAGGAGAAAAGGCUGUCUUGGAGCUUGUUGAGUUGGAAGGACUGCAAGGGUGUGUUUCCAGUUGUGUAAGCUCCCGGAGGGAAGGAAAUGGAGCUGAGCUUCAUAAUAUCAGACUCCUCUGUGAGAAGAGAGGCUUAUUAUCUGAAUUUGGGUGUUCAUGUUUCAGAUAUUCCUGCCUGAUCUUCUCUAUCUUCCCCUGUUGUAGCGGCAAGAUUUCUUGUGUGUUUGCUCAUUGUUUGAAUGGGUUCUGCCAUUUGAAAAUGCCUUACAUUUGCCCUGCAACUGCAUUAGUACUCAUCACUUACUUACCUGGGAAAGAUCGCCUGGCAGUGUGGUUUAGGUUAAAGGAGAAGUGCUGUGUCCAGUUGUCUAACAGUUGCAUGACAUGCAGUUCUUGUUUUCCCAGCUUCACAGAGUACCAGUUCCAACAACAUCUGCUCAGCAUGUAGGAGACAAAAUUAUUACUUUUCUUCAUCAGAGCUAGGUCUGUGUGUUCUGGUGCUUUCCAAUGAUAGGACUCCUUGUUUAAUUUGUCAGGAGAUGUGAACAGAGAUUACUCCAACCAAGACCAAGGUACUCUCUUAUUAUAUCUGACUCUGUCUGUAAACAGAAAUUAAAGGGUGCCAGUCUCCUUUAUGAAAAGGAGAAGGCUAUGGAAUUUAGUAGACAUGGUAAUACAGCUCCAGUUUACCUUAAAUCAUUGUGGUCAUGCUUAGAAUUACUUCCACUUUGAAUUUGAAGUGCUAGCCAGCCAAUGAAGUGUUUGAAAAAAGAGCUUGCUGGGCAGGAUAAUUAAGUGUGCUUGAAAACCGAAUGUGGCCUGCAGCAGCUCUUCUUUUUAAUAUGGAAAUGAAUACCAUUAAAAGUAGAGGGUACUGGCUGUUCAGACCAUAAUGGAGCAUUAUGUGAUGGGCUAUGUUAUCUUCAAGGGCUUCCUCUCCUUUUUAACAAUCAAAUUCUUUUCUUUACUCCAUUUGCCUUUGAGCUCCUGGCAGCGUGUGGACCAUCCAUCCCUCCCUUGGUUUGGGUUUGAUCAUUAGUCCAGUGUGCGUAACUGCUGUGAAGGGAGUAAGAGGAGUCUUGAUGAUCUAGCAAUGAAGGUUUGGCCACCCUCUGUCUGCAGAAUUUUUUCUUCUUGCAGGAAACUACAUUAUGAAAUCUUUACGGGGAGCUCUCGCAUACAAAAUGUAUCUUUCAUUGGUUUGCCAGCUGACUUCUCUUUUUCCCUUGUAGCUUGUAGAUAAAGGAAAUUGAUUAAAAUACUGAUGUGGCCCCUAGCUAGAUACUCCUCCCUGUGCCCUGUGGAGGGAGAAGUGUGCUGUUUUUCCCUUGUGUUGGGCAAACACGGUGCAAAGCCAUGAGGCAGCCUUUGAUGUUUCUUCUGUAGAGACUGGGGUGGAUUAGCAAUUACAGACUUAACUUUGGAGAUGGGGCAGUAAAUUUUCAGCCUCUCUCAGCCUUGCCUCUCCCAUUCUACAUUACACAGGUUGGAACAUACAAGCGUAGCUCUUUUUACUGGGUGUUAGGCACCGAUACUUGCCUUUCUGCUCCCCAGCUGUUAUGUGACUGAAGCCAUAGAAUCACAAUCAAAUGGAGAGAAUCCUUUUAGUGCCUUUUCUUUAUAUCUCCUUCUAAUAUAACAGUUGAAAUAGCAAUGGCUGUUUGAGUACAAGCAAUAAACUUAGACAAGUAUG
Messenger RNA from Dromaius novaehollandiae (emu), 3532 nucleotides. It is a transcript of the gene PEX11A, whose product is annotated as peroxisomal biogenesis factor 11 alpha. The record is from RefSeq and is a predicted model, not a curated record. Gene Ontology annotation, biological process: peroxisome fission. Lineage: Eukaryota; Metazoa; Chordata; Aves; Casuariiformes; Dromaiidae. Gene Ontology annotation, cellular component: peroxisomal membrane. Bases 78 to 815 code for a protein of 245 amino acids. The transcript is spliced from 3 exons.